This is a messenger RNA of Babesia bigemina, 1833 nucleotides long. RefSeq lists its product as hypothetical. NCBI's taxonomy places the organism in Eukaryota, Apicomplexa, Aconoidasida, Piroplasmida, Babesiidae. Bases 1 to 1833 code for a protein of 610 amino acids. The record is from RefSeq and is a predicted model, not a curated record. The transcript has 7 exons.
AUGCCGCUCAAACUCAAAGAGGCCGUGACGCUGUUUAUAUCUGUGCGACGGGGACUGGAAGGUGGCCUGCUGAACGAAAUCAAGAGGAAUUCGCACCUCAACGUUAUCGAACGCAUACACUUUAAGCGACAAGACAUUGUGCCAGACGUCGAUCCAUCAAUAAAUGAAGGUGAAGGGCGGAUAAUAAACGCCCCUGUGGACCUAGCAGGAAGUAGGAUCAGAUCGUCGGACGAAAAUAAAUGGCUCUACAUCCAAAACGUAGCAGAGGAGCCUACAACCGUAAGACCGAAGGCCGUUGCUCCGCCUCACUGCGGCACGAAAUUAACUGAAACGUGCACUUUGAGGUUGCAAUCUGGUGGUGUCGAGGUUAAGUGCAACAGGGAGUGGCUAAUAAAGUGCGUACUCGGGCUACGAGCUGCUGAAAGCGUGUGGCUGCGCGUCGGUAGCCCGUUCAGGUGUCAUAACAGCGAACAGCUCGUACAGCGGGCAUCUGCACUGCCUUGGGGAGAAUAUUUGCCUAACGUGAAUGUCGAAUCGAUUUGCAUUCGGGUGAUCAGCAGACAUUCCACCGUCUGGUCGAAGCAUGUCAUUGAAGAGGCGGUGCGGCAAGGCAUUCAAUCCCACUUCGCUUGUAAUCCCGUGUUAAAAGUCAGGUCUGCGAAGAAAUUCGGCGAAAUUUGUGUCUCCGUAACGCUGAACAGAAAUACGUGCUACGUUGCAGUUCAGUGCUCAAGCAGGCUGUCCCCAAGAGAAUACAACUUCGCCAACGCUACACAGCAGCUUUCACGCUUGGUGGGGGAAUCCGCCGUGCCGUUCUGGUCAUUGUCAAAAACGCGGCUGCAAGCACGUCUAGAAGCUAGUAGCAUAUCGGAGGGAAAGGGCUUUAGGGUCGCACCCGUCGAGUGUCCUCAGCAAGACGGCCGAGACGCCGAUCACAUCAAGGCCAUAAGACGGGAAGAUUACAUCCAACAGCAGCAUAUCUUGCAGGGUGAUAAAUACGACACUGCAGACGCGCUUGUCGCGGGCUUCCUUCAAACUGGUAGCGUAUUCAAGGCACUCAGCAGCAGGCCCCUGCAGAUCUGGAACCCGUUCUGCUCCAACGGGCUCGUAACUAGCGAAAUUGUCGGACUGAUCCUGCAACUACCGAACUUCACGCAGCACAAUACGCCAAGAGCACUAUUUCGUCUUCUUUCAGCCGGAAAUGCAGCGGAUGUGUACGAUGAUACAAUUGUUGAAUAUUUGGGAGGAAAGAAACGUGAGGCCAGAGGCGUCCACAUAAUUGCAUCAGAUACAUCCCUGCUGAAGUUGAGCCAAACUGCCGAAAAACUCAACAAACUUCACGCAUUCUACGAGGACCUUCUGGAUGGUAUGCGAAACAGGACGUGCACAAACUUUUCAGCAGGAGAUUCUGAAGGCAGCGCUAUAACGGAUCAGCCCACUCUAUACAGAAACUACCGCAAUAGGUUGCCGAUUCAACUAUCACUGCACCAUGCGCCACUCGGGGUCGUGGCGCCGCUGAUGUACAGGCCACUUGUGAUAGCGAAAAUACCAUCUGUCAGAAAUAGGGCAUACAAGGAACGCGUGUAUGAUACGAUCAGAGAAUACAAGGCUUUUGGGCACAUUAUCGGGUCGCGCUCAGAUUGGAGAGGUGUAUUCGCAAUAGCUAAAGGCACUGCGUUUGAGCAUUUUAGUGGACUGGAAUGGCAUUGCGUAGCCAAAGCUACCAACUCAACCGGGGACGUGAUAAAGUUGCUCAGAUGGUCUGGAAAAUCGCAAAAAUUGGGGGAUCCCCAGGAUCGACUAGAGCAAAUCCAUGCACUGGAUUGCCUAUGA